AACUCCCAUAAAAGUGAAGCAAAUCAGAACCCCUAUGAAAGUGAAGCAAAUCAGAACCCUCAUAAAAGUGAAGCAACAAGUCAGAACCCCUAUGAAAGCGAAGCAAAUCAGAACCUUCAUAAAAGCGAAGCAAGUCUGAACCCCUAUGAAAGCAAAGCAAGUCUGAACCUCAAUGAAAGUGAAGCAAGUCUGAACUCCCAUGAAAGUGAAACAAAUCAGAACACCUAUGAAAGCAAAAGUAGCUAA
Cetraspora pellucida is the source of this 246-nucleotide messenger RNA. Lineage: Eukaryota; Fungi; Glomeromycota; Glomeromycetes; Diversisporales; Gigasporaceae. The record is from the annotation of a GenBank genome assembly.